Molecule: messenger RNA, 1528 nt
Organism: Saccostrea echinata
Lineage: Eukaryota; Metazoa; Mollusca; Bivalvia; Ostreida; Ostreidae
Product: orexin receptor type 2-like
Exons: 2
Coding region: 227-1384 (385 amino acids)
Biological process (GO): G protein-coupled receptor signaling pathway
Cellular component (GO): membrane
Molecular function (GO): G protein-coupled receptor activity
Source: RefSeq, a predicted model, not a curated record
CUAAGUACAUUGAUUUAAAGGUAUAUGUAGAAAAUAUCGCGAAGCACAUCUGUGCUUUGCUCUCAAGCAGGGCGCUUCUUGUACCUCAGUCGGUGGAAGUCUGCACUGUAAUUCCUCGAUGACUUGUAAAACAGUAUUUUGUGCAAUGGUCAAUAUGUAUUGCAGAAUUUAGGAAGGAACUGUUGCAUUUUUAAAUCAAAUUAUUUCAGUUUUGAUUAAAAUCAAAAUGGAUGAAAAAGAUCAGAAGAUCAUUGUGAUUGUCAUGCAAAGUAUCUUCAGCUUGGUGGGCACCAUCGGAAACUCUCUUGUAUUAUACAUUUACCUGAGGAAAAAAGACAAGUCGACGUCCAGUAUAUUUAUUUUAGGCUUGGCUGGAGCCGAUUUCUUCACAUGUUUAGUGAUAAUCCCAUUUAAUAUCGUAACUGUGUAUCUCGACUACAAACAUGGAUAUGAUGCUAUGUGCCAGUUGUAUAUGUUUCUGAUAACCGGCGGUGUACCAUUUGCAACUCUCAUUAUGGUGGCCAUUGCAUUUGAUAGAUACUUUUGCAUCUGCCACCCAUUUCUGCAUGUAAUAACAAUUUUCCGAGCGAAACUGAUCAUUUUCAUUCUACUAAUUUUUGCUGGUACUCUAGGUGUCCUGGUAGCAUUAAUGUAUGGAAUAAACGAUAUGAAUGGAUUGGUACCCGGCUCCCCGAAAAAUAAUUCGUGUUCCUUUAAUACAUCCAUUUUAUACGGAUCAGCUGAGUGCAACUCAACAAAAUAUGAAGUGAACGACUCUUUAGAUGUAGCAGAAAGUUUCUAUGACCCGUCGUAUGGAAUGUGUAUACCAAAAUAUGACAUCUUUAAUGAGGAUUUUGUGUUACUUUUUUCUAAGAUCCAUGCUGUUUUAUAUCUUCUUAUGUUUUUAUUUGUUGUAGUACUAUACUCUUUAAUAUAUCGAGAGAUACAUGUGAGACGAGCAAGAAAGGCUAAAAGAAAACGGUCAAGUCUUUAUCCGAGUCAAAGUUGUCAACCUGAAGCUUCUCUAGCAGAAACGGAAAUGACAUUGAUGCAUGUUCAACAAUCAGACGGAAAUGCCAAUAAUACAGUUAAAAAUGCAAGAACUCGAAAGAUUGGUGCAACUCUUAAGGAAAAGCAAUUUUAUGCCAACAUUAGAACGGCAGCCAUGUUGUUUAUUGUCACCAUUGUUUUCUUAAUUGCUUUUCUACCAGCCUUACUGAUGACACAGGAACUUAUUCCAUUCAACAUUGUUAUUUUCUAUACCUAUUUUGUAUACAAUACAACAAAUCCAGUCAUAUAUUCUUUCAUGAACAAAUCAUUUAGAACGGAGCUGAAAAACCUGUAUGGAAAAAUGUGUAAGGGAAAUCGAAAACAUAACGGAUAAGAAGAUUGAACUAACUUUACAUCUGUUGUAUCAGAGUGCGUGACUUUGUAGAUUGACUUUACAAAAAUGGCCGAAAUUUCAAUAAUGUAACAUUUGUUCUUGUAUGUGCCUUGAUUUUGUAGACUGAAUAAAACAAAAAAAAUG